Molecule: messenger RNA, 1464 nt
Organism: Priceomyces carsonii
Lineage: Eukaryota; Fungi; Ascomycota; Pichiomycetes; Serinales; Debaryomycetaceae
Gene: SAM51
Product: Sam51p
Exons: 1
Coding region: 1-1464 (487 amino acids)
Cellular component (GO): outer membrane
Source: RefSeq, a predicted model, not a curated record
AUGUCUAUAAGUACCAAUUACAACGCUCCAGAUCUUCAAUCAGCUUUGAUUGCUCAGGACAUUCUAAGCUGGUCAGGGUCACAGCCUAUUUAUCUAUCACAGAUAGAGGUUGAUGGUGGAGAUAAGUUUUCAAAAGACUUUUUCGGAAAGCUUUUCUAUCCCCUUCUCCAAACCCAGGACUAUACUUUAUCACAAUUGAUGAAUCAAGUUUUCGCCUCAUAUCAAAGGUUGGUGAAGACCGACGUUUUUAAACAAGUUGAUAUUUCUCUUAAUUCUGAUUUCAAAGCAACAGUUCCGAAUGAACUUUCACAAUAUAACAAAGAUAAACCUAUUCCGGCUAAGGUACUCGUUAAAUUAGCUCCAAUUGACUUGAAUAGUGGAGAAGGGUUUUUGAAUUUCAACAGUCAAGAUAAUUUGAAUUUGAAGCUUGAUUAUUUGAAUAACAACUUCAAUGGCAAUGCAGAAUUAGUCAAUUUCGGAGUUAGCUACAACCCAUACAAGCCAAACGAGCAUCUUAUUGCAAAUGCUAAGUUCCUGGGGAGCUUGACCAAUCCUUCAUUCAAAUUUAUCAUUGAUUUACUCAAUUCCUAUCAAAACAAUCAUAGUUGGCAACAUUCCUCCACUAAAUCUACUGUCGGUUCAAUAGGGUUAUUAUACUCGUAUGAAUCAUUAAAUCUAUUUACCGGAAUUUCUUUAGCAAAGAGAGGAAUCCAUGACAUCGAUCGUACUGCCCCAGACGAGAUUAAAUUUUUUUCUGGUGAUAACAUGAAAUCAUCUAUUGUUAACCAAUUGAGAUACUCCAAUCUCUCCUACCUCAAUAUUUUUACUAGAAACUUUCCUAUUAACGGAUUUACUCUCGCCGUCUCCAACGAAGUAUCAUCUAAUCAAGAACAAGAAAAUCUUAACAAUAAAAAUAUGUUUGUUAAGUCGAGUAUCUCAUUGAAUACUUUCAAGUCGUUCUUUAAUAACAAAGCUACGGCUAAACUUGAUACAGAGAUUGGUGGUAUUUAUAAUCCAGCAUCCAAUUCUCCUGUGCAUAUAUCUGAUAGAUUUUACCUAGGAGGCUCUGAAUCUUUUAAAGGAUUUGCCAAAAAUGCAAUCAACGUUAAUGGAGGAUCACAAUACUACAAGGUUGGUUUAACGAUAUAUUCCAAAUUACCUACUUUCAUUUACGCCCCAAAAGGUGUUACAGCAGCAAAUUUACCUCUUGAGGAUAAAAGAGUGUAUGAAGCUAAUCCCUUGAGACUUUAUGGUACUGGAUUGCUAGGUAACGUCUGCAAUGAUUUGUUGCAAGAUCGAUCUGCUGCAUUGACUGUAGGCUAUGGUUUGAGGUAUUUUAACAAUUGGGCUAACUUCGACAUUGGCUAUUAUGUCUCCAAGAGAUUAGGAGACGAGAGUAGUUUUGGUUUAAAAGAUGGACUUCAAUUUGCGGUUUCCAUUGGUGGCUCCAAUAAAUCUUUAUAA